AUGGUGGAUUGCAGACCAGUUAGUACCCCUCUUCCCACCAAGCUUAUUCUCAAAUAUAUACCAGGUUCAGCAUAUGAACGCCUUGAACACUACUGGCAAAUUACUGGUGCUCUUCAAUACCUAAUGAUUACCUGCCCAGACCUUCUGUAUGCUAUUAAUUAUCUAUGUCAGCAUAUGCACAGUCCACUUCAGUCGCACUAUCAACUCCUCAAACGUGUUCUACGCUAUGUGAAAGGCACAUUAUCGCUUGGGUUACCAAUUCAACCUUCCUCCCUGGUGCUGACAGGCUUCGUUGAUUUAGACUGGGCAACAUAUCACAUUGAUCACCAUUUAAUCACAGGCUACUAUACCUUUCUUGACAACACGCUCAUAUCUUGGACUGUUAGGAAGCAAUCUUCUAUCGCUCGUUCAUCCACAGAAGCAGAGUAUAUAGCAUUAUCCAUUGUUGCAUGUGAUAUCAUUUAG
Dendrobium catenatum is the source of this 465-nucleotide messenger RNA. RefSeq lists its product as uncharacterized. The coding region runs from base 1 to 465 and encodes 154 amino acids. The transcript has a single exon. The record is from RefSeq and is a predicted model, not a curated record. NCBI's taxonomy places the organism in Eukaryota, Viridiplantae, Streptophyta, Magnoliopsida, Asparagales, Orchidaceae.